GAUCGCGGCUGGCCCAGCCCCCACCAGCCUAGCUCAGCCGGGCCUCAUGGAUUCGCAGUCGCGCUGCGUGGUGGUGACCGGUUUUGGACCCUUCAGACAGCACCUGGUGAAUUCCAGCUGGGAAGCCGUAAAGGAACUCUCCAAGCUGGGUUUAGGGGUGGACACUAACACAGAACUGCGAACUCUGCAGCUGCCCGUGGAUUACAGGGAGGUGAGUCGGAGGCUCGCCACAAUCUGGGAAGAUUUGCGACCACACCUUGCGGUGCAUGUGGGCAUGGACACUUCCACCAAGGCCAUCUUUCUGGAACAGUGCGGCAAGAACGGAAGUUAUCGGGAUACAGAUAUACGAGGCUUCCAGCCUGAGGGUGGAGUGUGCCUCUCAGGUGGCCCGGAAGUGAUGCACUCUGUUGUCAGCAUGAAGGAAGUCUGCCGGCGUGUUUCCCUUGAGGAUGUCGAGGUGGCCUUUUCCCGAGAUGCGGGCAGGUACGUCUGUGAUUACACCUACUACCUGUCCCUGUACCUCGGAGAUGGGCACGCAGCGCUCAUCCAUGUCCCUCCGCUGUCACACCGGCUCCCAGCCCGCCUUCUGGGCAAAGCCUUGCAGGUCAUCAUCCAAGAAAUGCUGGAAGACAGUGAGGAGGUCCAGACUCAAAAGUACAGCAGCCAAAGGGAAGCCGCAGGGGAAUGCCUCCUUUAGAUGAAAUGUUUCAACCCUCGGUGGAAAAGCCCACUCUGCAGCGGAGUCUCUGAAAGAGUGGCUUGUGAGACAGGGUACACGGCUGGGGUGGGGAUGGGGGGAACGACAGGGCUAUUUUAGUGUCCAAAGCGAAGAGAAGAUUCCCAAAGGCAGAUGCCUCACAGGGGAUUAGCUAGCUGAAGCUAAGACUUUCAGGACAAUUUUAUUGCAACCCAGUAGUUUCCCUUCCAAGGCUGUGCGGUCCUUCCUACAUUGAUGGGAUGACAGAGCUGCUUCAGAGGUUCCAGAAAUGGAGAUGUAGCUCUGGCUCCAGGGGCCCCAAUUCUGGUCCCUAAGCUUGUCAUUUAGAUCUUCUGAAUGGCUUUGGGGGCCACUCAGUCUCUAGUGUUUGGCUUUCUCCGUCUCUCUGUCUCUCUGUCUCUCUUGUCUCUGUCUGUCUUUGUCUCUCCCUCUCUUUUAACAUUUUU
Peromyscus leucopus (white-footed mouse) is the source of this 1164-nucleotide messenger RNA. RefSeq names its product pyroglutamyl-peptidase I like (gene Pgpep1l). Gene Ontology annotation, cellular component: cytosol. The record is from RefSeq and is a predicted model, not a curated record. Gene Ontology annotation, molecular function: pyroglutamyl-peptidase activity. NCBI's taxonomy places the organism in Eukaryota, Metazoa, Chordata, Mammalia, Rodentia, Cricetidae. The transcript has 5 exons. Gene Ontology annotation, biological process: proteolysis. The coding region runs from base 47 to 697 and encodes 216 amino acids.